This is a messenger RNA of Rubroshorea leprosula, 696 nucleotides long. The record is from the annotation of a GenBank genome assembly. NCBI's taxonomy places the organism in Eukaryota, Viridiplantae, Streptophyta, Magnoliopsida, Malvales, Dipterocarpaceae.
AAGAUUUGGGAGGAUAUUCAAUGUCAUUUCUUAAUUGCUCUGCUAAUUCUUUGAAAACCAACCAAUUCACGGGAUUGACGUGGAUGAUGUUCAAGGUCCCUCUGGAAGGACAUGUCACCUGAUUUGAGCCAAAUUGGCAUAAGUUUGCCUGCAUUUCCUCCAAGGUUGUUUCAGCAGCACGAGUUUGAUUCCAGUAUGUUGUCUCUUGUUUGUGCAUAGCUGUCUUUUUUCAAAUUAUCACUACCCUUGGUCCUUCAGAAGGGGGAUCCCAAUGUAGCUUUGCAGGCACCAACCAAACUAUUUUGCAUCUUGUAUUCAAGCUUCUGAAGAACCUGAGGUUUCAGUCAUAAAAAAAGAAUCUGAGAUUUUCUUUGUACCGUCUGGUUGUUCGUCUGGUUCCCAUAAUCAUAUGGAAUCUUUUUAACUUGUUUUAAAGAUAAACGGGUGGAUGGCAACAAUUAGGGUGCUGCUAAAAUUGCUAACAGUGGCAUCUUUGUUCAAUGUUAUGCUACCGACUCACACAAACCACAAGUAGAAAGGAUUACAAGGACGCAAAUCACUUCUUGUCAUGAACACCUGUCUCCUAUUGUCUUGUCCACAACUGAUGGAAAUACUAGUGUUUUGGAUAUUGAUUCAUAGAUAGCAUGAAAUUAAGGUGUUAAUUUUCAUGCUUUCUAAUAGACAAAUCCAAUAAAU